Sus scrofa (pig) is the source of this 573-nucleotide messenger RNA. NCBI's taxonomy places the organism in Eukaryota, Metazoa, Chordata, Mammalia, Artiodactyla, Suidae. The record is from RefSeq and is a predicted model, not a curated record.
GUGCAGACCGGUAGAGGAAGCCGCAGGGAGCGUCGGGCUAGGAAGUCUAGCGCAGAGGCCCAGCGGGCGGGAGGCGGGGGCCGGCUGGUGAAACCCGUUCUGUCCGGCGCAGUGGGGACCCGGUUUGCAGUGAGAUGGGAGAGAGGGAAGGUUGGCUCCGGUCCAGCCUGAAAGGUCGGACAGGUGGAAAUCAACGAGAACUUGCCCGCCAGAAAAACAUGAAGAAAUCGCAGGAAAUUACUAAGGGAAAAAGAAAAGAGGAUAGCUUGACUACUUCUCAGAGAAAACAGAGCUUUUUCCACCUUCAUAGGGACUCUGAGAUCAUGCAACAAAAGCAGAAGGCAGCCAAUGAGAAGAAAUCUAUGCAGACAAGAGAAAAAUGAUGACUAUUUGGAACACUUGGGUGCUACUGCUAACUAGGUGUAUCAUAAGCUCCAUGAUCAAGAUUUUGUAGAGUGAACAGUCAGUACAUAUGUUAUAUCCUUAUGAAAAUAUUCUAAACUUUACCUUUCAGCCUUAGUGUGAUGUUUCAGAAACAUUCUUCAAAGAAUAAAACACUAACCAUGCAUGUGA